CCCCUACUCAGCCCUCGCUCGGCGCUGCGCCUCCCGGGGGGCUCGUGCUGUCGUGCCGCCGGCGCAACAAGGUCCCGCCAGGGCCAUCCACGUCUUCGGAUCGGACGAAAUGGCGGCCAGCUGGCGGAUCGUCUGUCUCGCCGAGUGUGCUUUUUCAGACGAUUAAAGUUUGCUCGCUGCCACUGUCUCUCCGGAACACACACACACACACCUACGCGGCACGUCACGCACACUGACCCUGGCAACGCUGAAAAGCGCGCAAAGAUGAGGAGAACCUUAGUUUAUUGA
This is a messenger RNA of Colletotrichum orchidophilum, 288 nucleotides long. RefSeq lists its product as uncharacterized. The transcript has a single exon. NCBI's taxonomy places the organism in Eukaryota, Fungi, Ascomycota, Sordariomycetes, Glomerellales, Glomerellaceae. The record is from RefSeq and is a predicted model, not a curated record. The annotation marks the transcript as partial.